Molecule: messenger RNA, 1685 nt
Organism: Rubroshorea leprosula
Lineage: Eukaryota; Viridiplantae; Streptophyta; Magnoliopsida; Malvales; Dipterocarpaceae
Source: the annotation of a GenBank genome assembly
UUAAUUUGACCAUAUAUGGUCCCUCCCCUCUUUGAUUCAAAUACUAAAUUGAACAGCAUUUUUCUUGGGUCCAAAGCAAUAAACAAAACACAUGAGCAGACAUCAUGACAGACAUCUGGAGAAAGCCAGCCCCACCUUACCCAACCAUACAUCAUUUUCUUUUUCUCUUUAAAGAAUUUUCUCCUCUUUCUAAACCAGGUUUGGAUUCUAAAAUUCCACGGAGAGGUAGAGUCAGAAACAAGAAACACGUUAUGCUUUCUUCAUGGUUCAGGUUUCCACAAAAGCUGUCCAUAUCUGUACACUACACCAGCCAAGUAUAAGUUGGUAGGUUACCCAAAACCCACCUAGACGCAAGCAUAGUUUGCAAGACUUCAAUGCUUCAGCCGCUUCAAAGAGCUAAGCCUGUUGUUGACCAUUGAAUCCGUUUAUAAAAAGUUGGUCACCUAAACACACAUUUUUUUAUCUCUGUUCUUUCAUAAUCCCCCUAUAUAAACCCCAAACCUUUUUCCAUCCAUCACCACAAUCACACUCCAUAGUUUCAAGAUCACUAGAGUACACAGGUUACAUUAAGGAUCACAGAGAACGCUAAUGGCAAUCGGGAAGAUGGCAGUGUGUCUCGCCCUGGUUGUUGCGGCCAUGCUUUGUGCAGGAGCCGCAGCUCAGUCUAGUUGCACCAAUGAAUUGAUCAGCUUGUCACCUUGCCUCAACUAUAUUACGGGGAACUCCUCAACCCCUUCUUCGCAGUGCUGCUCACAGCUUGCCAAUGUUGUCCGCUCAUCACCCCAAUGCUUGUGUCAGGUCCUCAAUGGUGGAGGUUCAUCGUUGGGGCUAAACAUCAACCAGACUCAGGCUCUGGCCUUGCCUGGGGCUUGCAAUGUCCAGACUCCACCCAUUAGCCAAUGUAGUGGUAAGGAUGCAAUUAAUUACUCCCUUUUCUAAUAAAGAAAAAUCAUUACUUAUCACCAAAAACUGCACGAUCUCUGUAUUGAAUCAGUAAUGAAAAAUAAUAAAGAUUAAAUUAGUCUAAUUCCACUGAUCAAUACCACCACCUGUAUGUUGUCAGCUGCUUCUCCAGCCGGCUCCCCCGCAGGAUCACCAGAGGGCAGUACCACAUUUACUCCGGGUAUGGAAUGGUUUUGGAUCCUCAAGAUAAUAUGUGAAAACAAGAUUUAUUUGAUCCCCACCAUUAACUUUGUGCACUGGUAUGAAUUUAAUGAAUGCAGGAAGUGGAUCUAAAACUGCACCAUCAACACGAGAUGGCUCAUCCUCAUCAGAUGGAAGCUCCACAAAGUUGUCAUUUUCACUGCUCAUCUUCGUUCUCAUAGCUGCAUCAUACGGUUCAAUCUUCACAAUAUACUGAUAUCCUCUAGCUUUAGGAUACUUUAAUUACCAUUUGAUGUAUUCUUCAUUCGUCACACACGGUUGUCUUCUGCUUGUGAAGCAUCUAUAUUUUUUCUCUACCAUCCCAUUUGGCGGUUGAUAUAGUUUUGUAUUAGUGAAGAGAGUUCUGGCCCUCUUCCUUUCCUAAUAAAGACCAUAUAUAAUUGUUCACUGAAAAUACAACGCAUGCAUGAUGUCAACAGACACGUACACUUCCAAUUCCAGGUCAACGAUACACAGAUAAACAAGAAAAUUUUAUAACCACAAACGACAUUAAGGAACUAACCGCAGUUCUGAAGUGUGGU